Messenger RNA from Tachyglossus aculeatus (Australian echidna), 2219 nucleotides. RefSeq names its product transmembrane protein 143 (gene TMEM143). The record is from RefSeq and is a predicted model, not a curated record. Gene Ontology annotation, cellular component: mitochondrion. NCBI's taxonomy places the organism in Eukaryota, Metazoa, Chordata, Mammalia, Monotremata, Tachyglossidae. The transcript is spliced from 8 exons. Bases 117 to 1493 code for a protein of 458 amino acids.
UGCCGAACCCGCCCCGUAUCCCCUGGAGAAUCAGCUUUCCUUCUGGGGAGCAGCACUGGCUUCCAGUGAUAACGUGAUGACCUUUGACCCCAGCCUAGUGAUGCCAACUGGGCCACAUGGGAACGAAUGGGCUCCCGGGGCCUUGCUGGCUCCGGGUGGCCCGGGCCACCUGGGGACCGGGUGGCCGCGGAUGCACCCCACCCUUCCGGCCCCUCUCCUCCCUGGCCUCUAAGAUGGGUGAAUACCGGAGAAUGUGGAAUCCGACCGAGCCCCGGGACUGGGCCCAACAGUACCGAGAACGCUUCAUCCCCUUCUCAAAGGACCAGCUGCUGCAACUUCUCCAGCAGGAGUUUCAUACCACCCCCGCGGAAAAAGCUGAUCUCCUGGCAUUCGCGACGCAUGUGGACUCCUGCAUCUUGUACCACUAUCACCUCAUCCUCACCCAGCUUCAGACUCUGUACGGUCCCAUUAACCCCGAUCGAGAAACCCUGGGGGAACCAUCGCUAACGGACCUCCAGCGGUUGGCCAACGAGCAGGAGGUCUUGCGGGAGCUAGAGCCGCUGCUGGCCCAGGCCAACUUCUCCCCGUUGUCGGAGGAUGCCGUGGCCUACGCCCUCGUCGUCCACCACCCUCAGGAUGAGGUCCAGGUGAAUAUCAGCCUGGACCAGUAUGUCUACAUGCAGUUCUGGGCCCUGGGCCAAAGGGUCGGGCAGCUCCCGCUGAAGUCCAGCGUGGGGUCGAAGCGUGGCUUCUUCACCAAAUCCCCCCCUGCCGAGAGGCGGUACUUUAAACGGGUGGUGGUGGCGGCCCGAACCCGGAAAGGACACAUGGUGCUGAAGAGCUUUAAGGACACGCCGCUGGAGGGGCUGGAGCAGCUGUUGCCCGAGCUGAAGGUGCGGAUGCCCUUCCUGCAGCGCGCCCUGCUCCACGGCACCUUGCUGGUCAGCGGCCUGGCCAUCUUCGUCAACGUCGGCAUGGUGGUCCUGUCCGACCUCAAAAUCGCCUCCUCCCUCCUCCUGCUCCUCUUCGCCGGGUUCAUGAGCGUCCGAGCCUCGAAGAUGUUCGAACAGCGGCGGAACCGGCAGGCCCUGGAGUUGGCCCACAUGCUGUACUUCCGCAGCACGUCCAACAACUCGGAGCUGCUGAGUGCCCUGGCGCUGCGGGCACAGGAGGAGCAUGCCAAGGAGGCCCUGUUGGCGCACAGCUUCCUAGGGCGCCGAGAACCUGGGCCCCCCGAAGAGGCAGCGCCCUGGCUCCAGAAGCAGGUGGAGAACUGGCUGCUGGCCCGCAGCGGCUUUGACAUCUGCUUCAACGGAGCCCGGGCCAUCUCCCAUCUGCACGCCCUCCCCCAGGAGCUCCCACCCGCAGCUCCUCCCCAUCUCCUCCAGCUCCUCCCUCUUGCCCCCAACCCUCAGGACACCCAUCUGGACCCUGCCACUCCCACCUCCCAGGCCUCAGAGGGCUCUCCCCAGAAUCUGCCCCAAGGACACUGACACCCAGGGACCCCAGGGGACUCCCAGUUCACCUCUAGUCUUCCCCCUCACCCGCAACUCAGUCCAUUUGUGCAUCCUGGCCCGGGAACUCCUCUCCACCCACCCCAGGCCCUCACUUCUCCUCAGUUCCUCCCCUCUCCAGAAUUCCCAUUCCUUUUCUCUGUGCAUCCUGGCCCAGGAACCUCUCCACCCACCCCAGGCCCUCCCCUCUCCUCUGCUCCUUUGCUCCUCUACCCUCCAGAAUUCCCAUUCCCUCUCUCUGUGCCUCAGGACCCAGGAAGCCCCUUCCCUGACACUCCUCCCCAGGAUGCCGACGCCUUGGGGAGGACGUCUAACGCUAAGGCCACCCCGUAGCCCUUCCUCCUUAACUGGGGAGCCCUCCUACAGCCCCUGCACCUUCCUUCCCCCAACAACUUCCUCCUAGUGCCUUGGUGCCCAGCCCCCCCAAAAACCCUGGGGGUUAUCCUGCCAUUGCCUGCCACCGUAGGACUCUUGGGGAGAUAUGCUACCUCUUCUCCAUCCUCCUCAUCUUCUCCCUUUCCUCUCCUGUCUCCAUCGCGGCUCUCCCCUCCCAUCCUCGUGCAAUAUUGAUGACCCCCAAGCUUGGGUCGCUGCAGCACCUCCACCCUCUGGCGGGGGCAGGGGGUACCCCUCUCCCUCAACACCCUCUUAUAGCCGCAGAGUUACUCCCUCAGGGAGCUUAAUAAAGUCAUAUUUAUAUCACAA